UUUUUGUUCAGUUCCCGAAACAUUUUCUCAGUCUCAUAUCAACUUCUCACGCUCUGUUUUGACCCCACCAAACCGCGAAGAGCAGGCGGACGGCGGACGGCGGACGGCGGACGGCGAACGGGAAUCCCUCGUAAGUGUCUUACUCCACGCCAUGGACCAUCCGCCACAAUCAUCCUCAUCUACUUCCACCGGUGAUGGAACCCUAACCCUAACUCUCAUUCCCGGCCUCCCCGACGACAUCGCAGCUCUAAUUCUGAUCUCCCUCCCCUACUCCCACCGCUCCCGCCUACGCCUUACCACCCGCGCUUGGUACGUCUUUCUCUCCUACGCCUCCGUAGCCCCUCUACGCCGCCUUCUCCGCCUCCCCCCUCGCCACAUCCUCUGUCUAUUCCCCUCCGACCCGUCUGUCGUCCGCCCCUUCCUCUUCGACCCCGCCGCCGCCGCCUGGGCGCCGCUUCCCCCUCUACCCUGCAACCCUUACCUUUAUGGCCUCUCCAAUUUCGCCACCAUCGCUAUAGGCCAUCACCUUUAUGUUCUUGGCGGCUCCCACUUUGACGCCCGUUCCUACCCCCUCGGGCUACCCCUGCCCUCCGCCGCUGUCCACCGCCUGGAUCUCUCUGCUUCCUCGGCCCCAUGGAUUCGCCUUCCUGACAUGCUUUCUCCACGCGGAAGCUUCGCCUGCGCCCCGAUCGCCAGUGCCAACGCCAUUAUCGUCGCUGGUGGUGGCUCACGUCAUGCCAUGUUCCCCUCCAGCGGCACCCGCAUGAGCUCCGUUGAGAUCUUUGAUGUUGAUUCGGGGGAGUGGGCACCUUCCAAUGGGCUGCCGAGGUAUCGAUCUGGAUGCGUUGGGUUCUUUCGGGGGCUGCGACGGAGGCACUUGAUCAAAGGGUGUGGUGCUGAGGAGGGUGAGGAGGAGUUCUGGGUAAUGGGAGGUUAUGGUGAUUACCGGCCGGUGGCUGGCGUGGUGCCGGCUAAUGUAUAUUAUAAGGAUGUAUUGGUGCUUGGGCUGAGGAGUGGCAAGUGGAGGGAAGCUGGGGAUAUGUGGGAGGAUGGGGAGAGGCAGAAGCUUGGCCUUGUGGUGGUCAUGGAUGGUGUGGAUGGAGAGCAGAUGGAGGUUUUCAUGUUGGAUCGUAACGCCAUAUUCAGAUAUAAUUUUGCAUUGAAUCGUUGGCUUAAAGAGUCAAGCUUAAGGCGAAAACUGCCAUCAGAAGAUUCUUGCGGCUUCGUUGCCAUGAAUGGAGAGCUGUGUGUGCUAACCAAAGCAAUACCAUUAAUUGACCCUUCAGAGCCCGGUAAAGUUUUCAGGAAGAGGAUAACCCUAGAGAUCCAAGCUUAUGAUCCACAGAGAAAGAAGUGGAGGUUCUUCACAACAAAUCCUCCUUUUCAUCACCCAAUAGACUUCAAAACGGCUGUUUCCUGCUCCAUUCAAUUGUGAAUUCAUUCCCAGUUUCUUAUUCCUAGGCUUCGUUUGGGACGGCUUUCUUACUAUUUCUUAAAACAAAUUUUUAGUAAAAAAUUAAUUUUUUAAACUAGAAAGCUGCUUUAAGAAGCAGUAAGAAGGCCGUCCCAAACGAAGCCUUAGUUACAUAUCCUGGUAUUGCGUAGAUUUAUGUAAAGCCUUCUAUUGUUGAUAUAAACAUUGAUUAGUGUAUAUCCUUUUAUGCUGAAGAAUUUUUUACAUAGAAUUCUGUAUAGAUGAAAUCUUUGGAUAAUAUAUGGGCAUUAGAUGUGUGCCAAAAUAUAUGAUUUACUAUGUACAUAUCAGAGCUUGAUCAAUAAAUUGAAAUUAUAGUAU
This is a messenger RNA of Dendrobium catenatum, 1795 nucleotides long. RefSeq names its product F-box/kelch-repeat protein OR23. The transcript has 2 exons. Gene Ontology annotation, molecular function: protein binding. Lineage: Eukaryota; Viridiplantae; Streptophyta; Magnoliopsida; Asparagales; Orchidaceae. Bases 152 to 1435 code for a protein of 427 amino acids. The record is from RefSeq and is a predicted model, not a curated record.